AUGGAUGUGCAAAAUGAUUUAUGCAUUCCAGAUCUUAAGGAUAAAUCCGAACAGGAAUACGGGGUGUCAGUAGAGGAAGAAUUUGAUUACUCAAAAAGGGGACAGUGGCUGUGUGCAGUUAAACAAGAUGUUAGAGCCAUGGUUCCUACAGGCUUUGCUGGCUUAGUUGCUGGUGUAUGCAGUAUGACAAUUGGUGAGUUUGUUUCAGUCUACUCCCAAAGAUACAUAGAGGUGGCUCAGGUGAAAAGAGAGACCGCAAUUGUGGAAAACGAGAAAAGUAUCCAUCUGUAUAGAUCGAGUUAUUACAUGUUCUACUUGCUUUAG
Messenger RNA from Lactuca virosa, 324 nucleotides. The record is from the annotation of a GenBank genome assembly. Lineage: Eukaryota; Viridiplantae; Streptophyta; Magnoliopsida; Asterales; Asteraceae.